AUGCCAGGCGAUAGUGGCGAGUGUUGUGCACCAGUGCCAGGUGAUAGUGGCGAGUGUUGUGCACCAGUGCCAGGUGAUAGUGGCGAGUGUUGUGCACCAGUGUCAGAACUUGAUGAUUCUCAAGAUGAAGUGGUUGCAACUACUGGAAAGAGAGGUAGGAAAAAACAAGCAAAGGUUAAAGAAGAAAUUGUGGAUGAUGACCAGGUGCCAUCAACAUCAAAGGAUAAUGGAGCCAAAGAAGCAAAGAAGACUAAGUCUUCCAAAAAGAAGGUCAAAGAAGAGACUGAGGAGGAGUCUGAUUCUGGGAAAGUUACAGGUGGGAAGAAGAGCAAAUCAGAUGCAAAUAAGGGGAAGAAGAGUGAGGGAAAAGAAAAUAAGGAUACCACUAAUAUUCCAGUCAAGUCAGGCAUAGAUAGGGCAGUGGUGAUGAAAGGCCGAGCAGCUGUAGAUGCCCUUUGCCCCAUUGCAAAGCAGUCACAUGUGUAUGAAGAGGAUGAUGACAUAUGGGACUGCAUGCUCAAUCAGACUAAUAUUCAAAACAACAACAACAAGUAUUACCUGAUUCAGCUGUUAAAAGAUGACAGUUGUGAUUCAUAUUGUGUGUGGAUGCGCUGGGGGCGUGUUGGGGCCAAUGGCCAGAAUUCUCUUGUUCCCUGUGGGUCUGAUUGUGAGAAGGCCAAGGGUAUAUUCAGGAAGAAGCAUUUCCUGCCAAAGGAGGAUAAAAUAAUAAAAUGUCUGGUGUGCAAACUGGAGGCACGUGUGAAAGCUCUGAUAGAGCUCAUCUGUAAUGUUCGCACGAUGGAAGAAACUGUAAUUGAGAUGAAGUACGAUGCUAAGAAAGCUCCGCUUGGAAAGCUGACUACUGAGCAGAUCAAGGCUGGCUACCUUGCACUCAAAUGUAUAGAUGAACUGAUCAGGAGCAAAAAGUUGGCUGAGAAGGACUUGAUGCAGGCCUGUAAUGACUUUUAUACUAGGAUACCACAUUAUUUUGGGAUGAAAGUUCCCCCUUUGAUUCGCACCCAAAAGGAAAUUAAAGAAAAGAUGGCAUUGUUAGAGGCACUUGGUGAUAUCCAGGCAGCUUUGAGCAUAUUAGAUCAACCAGGUGACCUGACCCUUCAUCCAGCUGAUCAGAACUACAAUGAGCUCAAGUGUGACAUGGUACCAUUGGAGAAAGAUACCAGUGAUUAUAAGGUCAUAGAGAACUACCUGAAAACUACCCAUGGUAAAACACACACAAAUUAUGGACUGGAGCUGAUGGAAGUGUUCACCUGUAAGAAGGAUAUGGAGUAUGAAAGAUUCAAAAGUGUGGGUAAUUCUAUGCUAUUAUGGCAUGGAUCUCGUUUAUCAAACUAUGCUGGAAUCCUUAGUCAAGGCUUGAGAAUUGCACCUCCGGAAGCCCCAGUAACUGGUUACAUGUUUGGCAAAGGUAUUUACUUUGCAGAUAUGGUCAGUAAGAGUGCAAACUACUGCUGGGCCAAUCAGCGCUCAGAUGUAGGUCUGAUGCUGCUCUCUGAAGUGGCCUUGGGCAAGACGAACGACCUUAUCAAUGCUGACUAUAAUGCCAACAAUCUUCCCAAAGGAUUCAACUCAGUCAAAGGAUGUGGAAGAAUUGUUCCCAAUCCACAGAAUUUUACAACCUUGUAAGUUCUUAUAGCUUAGA
Molecule: messenger RNA, 1660 nt
Organism: Cherax quadricarinatus
Lineage: Eukaryota; Metazoa; Arthropoda; Malacostraca; Decapoda; Parastacidae
Source: RefSeq, a predicted model, not a curated record